GACUAUCUGUAUCAUAGAAGUCUCUUCUUAGUGUUGUAUGCUCUGAACCAGGUGACUCCUGCAUUCCAGGUUAGUCCCAGCCUACACUGGAAUACUGCAGGUAAACUGGUGCUUUGUGCUAUGCUGUACUUCCUGGGAUUUUGGUAAUGUAUGUGUGGAACUACUGAGAUGCUUUGAUAUGAAAAUCUUAGUUGUAAAUUAAUAGGAUUAGUUACAUUUCUGUUUGGGGUAUAGAAAUAUUAGGUGACAAUCACUGAUAAAAUAAGUGGAUUUGUACUAAGAAACAUUAAAACAGUAAAUCCAGGUAGGAAGGAUAAAUGUUCUGUAUUGCCAAGAAGGGUUUCUUAUACGUUCCUUGGAGGAUUUGAGAAAUGUCACAGUACUGUACCAUAGAUUCUGAUAUUCUUAUAAAGGUCCUUUCAAAGAACUUAAAAGGAAAUAUACCUGUGCAGGUGUGGUAAAUGAUCUCAGGGGCUCUCUGUGAAGGAAGAUUGCCAUGUACAUGUCCAAUUUCAGUGGGUUCUGUUAAAUUGCAAUUGUCAGACCUCUCAUUUUAUAGCCUUUUUUCCCCCUGUGUAAUACUUGGUGCUCAGAUAUUUUACUCAUUCAAAACAACUCCAUUUACACAGUGUCUCCACGGGCUGAUUGCCAAUGGAUCAGUGUAAUCCUGAGUUGUGGCAGCCUACACUCGUACUCAUCACUCAGCUGUUUGUUUUGGCUUGGACUGGUUGUUUCUGUGGGCAGAGCAGAGCGCGUCUCUGGUUCUCUUGAGCUCUCACACUUAAAGUAGGUGUUAGGAACUGAGGAAUCUUCUCUUUGGUUAGAAUCUGUGUAACCCCAGAAGCUAUAAAAGUCAGGUAUUGCAAUAUUUAGCCAUUACACCCCAUCCAGCUUCACUUCUUUUCGUACCUGUGUUCAGGCUGUGCAGCCGAAGCCUUGUUGUCUUGGAGGCUGGUCAGCCCUGCUACCCACUCACAGCAGCUGCUUCCUUAAAAUACAGAUCCUGUCUCCUUAUUACCCACCUGGAAACUCCCAUCCUACCUGCUUCCAUCAAUCUGAGGGCUACCGAGCCAGGAACACAUUUUAAGGAGAUGGUUCAUUUUGGACGAUCUGAGUAAUGGAGCACUCUGUGAGUGACUCCAGUGUCAGUCUGUCAGGUUUAUGUCACUUGCUUUCCUGCUUUAUGCUUCCUGGAAUGCAAUUCACUGUAUUCAAGACAUAAUAAAAGAGGAGUUUUAUAAUUGACCAAGAUGCAUAUUUUUCUGCCAGCUCGUUUGUAAGUCAUGUCAUUGCUGUGACUCACUGAAUAUGUUGAUUUGUGUGCAGUGAAUUAAAGACAAAUGGCUAAACCAGUUGCCACCUCAAAGUAUGUGUGCUACCCCAUGAGAGGAGUGCUGUUCUCACAGCAGGAGUGGGUAACUUCCAUGUGGAACAGCUCAUCUACUGCCAUAAUUUACAGUUUCCAGCUCCUGUGCUACGUUGAACUGGUGCACGUGGUCAUAAAACCUUAGUAUGGACUGGCAGUUCAGGAACUCCUUUGUGGUGCUUCAGGGGACAACAACUUCCAGAAGAAGGGUGGGACAGCUUGGCAUAGUAACAAAUUCCUCCAUCUAAAUAUGCCUGAAUUUGAGUCAACCCCAGAAACUGAUUCUGCUCCAAAGGAAGGUAACGGCAGUGAGUGUUGUGUCCUUUGGAAUUCUGUUCAGGAAGAAUUGCUCUGUGCUGUAUUAGCAUGUUGCCUACUGUGAGCACACAUCUGUAACCACAAAGUUCCAAGACUUUAGACACCCAAAUGUGUUAAUACAACUAAGUCACAGGAAUUUUCAUUAAUUGUUUGAAAGCAUCUCAGUCAGAUGUAUAUAGAACACUUUUCAUUCCAUUGAACCUCAGUCCUCUGAGAAACCAUCUCGAACAGAUGCAUAUGAGAUGUUUGCUUAUGCAUUAGUUUAAAUAAAUAAAUAAGACAGAGAGAGGAAGAAUGGAAAACUCAAUUCCAGAAACCUGCCACCAUCAGAAAGCACCUUAUUCCUUCCCUGUCUCUGUUACAAUAAUGAUAAUCCAGGGUUUAGGUAACUAUAUGGAAUGCAUUGGUGGAACUACUGUAUGAGGACAGUGGUAAUCUCUGACUCAUAUCAUGUGAGACUUCAUCAGUUAGAAUCCUAAAUUCUACCCAGAAUUCGAUAGGUAGUUUAAGCUGACCUUGUAAGCCACAAAUUUACAUCCUUCCAGUACUAUGGGCUGCCUCUGUCAUCAUGGCCACAUUUAAUGUGGUACCAAGGCUCUUUCUAAACAACUAGCAAAUAACAAACCUAAUCUCUUCUAGAGGGUUUCUCCUUUUUUCUUUCCUACUUGGAAAGUUCUGCAGCUUUUGUUAUGAUUUCUGGGUUAAUAACAACAAUAGAGGUGAAUGGAAUUUUGCAAAUGACACCUGGUAGAAGUUAUGCCAAGAUUUUAAACGGUACCCGGUGGGCACAGUGCAAAACAUCCUCCUCUUCCGUCCAUCCUAAGCCACCUCCCAUGCCCUCAGAACUCCUCCAGUGGUUUUUGGGAUGAAAGCAAACCAUGUAAUAGUAAUGUUGAUCUGUACUUCUCUCUAGUGUAGCAACCAUUAGAAAACCUUUGAAUUAAGAGGAAACCUAUUGGAAUUGGUCUUAUAGUCCUUUUAAAACCUGCAUCUAUAUAGUUCAUUCCUGUGGCUUGUUUUCUCUGUGAUUCCUGUGUGUAAGAAGCCAAGCUGUGAUCCCUGCUAAUUGUAUAGAAACCUGCCUUUAUUCAGUACAAUUUAAUGCAAUAUUUUUAUUUAUGAUGCAUUUGUAUUCUUUCCCUUCAAAUAUUGCGUAAACUGUUGCCUUUUUUUUAACAAGACCUAAGAGCUGAUAAGGGAUGUUCACUGCUGCUGUGAGAAGUUGUUUUGUUUCUUCCUGUAAUUCCAUCCUGACUUGGCAAUGCAGGCUCACAGUUAUCAUUUCAUUUGACCUGUAAAUCAAUCUGUGUAACAUGCAAAGCAGCCACAAAUGCAAAGGAAAUGAGAACAAAGUCAUGGGAAAAGCAUUUUAUAUGACACGUUCCAAGGCUCUAUUUAUGUGUGCUUUAUUCCUUCCAUGAGGAAAUAGUGAAAUAUGCAGAAUUGUAACUCAAAUACACAAAGAAACAGAAAAAAGGAAGGAAUAGAGACUGUUUAUGUAUGUUAAUGAAGAAUGGAGGGAUUUAAGAAGAAGAACCUGAUCUCUCAGCUUUGCAGCUUGGAAUAAGGAUCUGCAUCUUCUUUUCCCUUCUGGUCUGGACUUAGAGCAUGACAUGGGUAAGUUGCUUUGCCUCUGUGUCUUACCCUUCUAACUUAGCAAGGAAUGUGAAGAAUGUUGCAUUAUCAUAAUACUUCGGGUAUUAAAUUACAUCUGUUAUUGCUUUAAUUGGGAAACCUUUUUUAAGGAUGAUGUCAUGCCUUAGAAAUAUUUGAUAGGUACCACUGUUUAGCAUUGGGUUAUAUGAAAAUGAAUAUUAGGUUUCCUUUAAUUCAGAUACCAUAACUUAUCUUUUUGACCAAAAAUUUUAAGCACAGCAAGACAUAAUUAGAGCAGAGUUUCAUUCUUUUCCCUUUUUUCCAUUAAUUGCAAGACCUUCUGAUUUAAAUGCUUUUUAACAUUUUCAGUCUUCUCUGUGACUCCCUCACCAUUGACACUUCCCUACUCUCAACUCUCUGUUGGUUUAGAUUCAGUCCUUGUUAUGAGGGUGAUUGUUUUUGUAGUCACAAAGAGAUUAGUACAUUUAGUCAAAAGUACUCAACAGAUCUGUCCAGACUUCUCUGGGGUUGCAGAGGGGAUCAGUGAUGUGGUGCACUGUCCAAACAAGUCUCACCACUCUGAGUUCACAGAUUGUGUCAGUACAUGUGAUGGGGCAUCUGGAUGUGAACAAGUGCACAAGGAGGUGUUCAAACGCCUGACAAGCUUGAACAACUCUGCUGAUUUAGGGCUUAGAUAUAGAAUUUUUAAUAAGUCAAAUGAAGAGAGGAUAUUUUUAUGCUGCAGUUAUUUCAGCAAAAUCCCAUCCUUGAGUAGCUUUAAGAGAGAGCUUAGUCUCUGAAGCUUUUCUGCUAUUCCCCUGCCCUUGGGCACUGCAGAACACCCCAUCCUGCCUGUGACUCAUGUCAAACAUCCAGCUGUCACCUCAGCUCACACCUCUGCCGAGCUUUGCACACUUUGGUACGUCUCUGUUAAAGGCUCCUUUCUGCACAGUGUCUUCCACACAAUUAAAAACCCUCCUUCAGGUUCCUGUUGCCUCAGAGCUGGAGCAUUGCUCCUGUUCUGUGGCCUGGAAAUGCAGAGCUGUGGCGUUAAUGGGACCUGCUGAGUGGAAGGGACAAAGCCCUGGUCUCACACAUCUGUCUGGUAUCUCUCUGUGACCCAGCACUGUCCACAGAACCAGCCCAGGGACAAGACUUUGUAGGCUGGAGACAGACACUGUCCUGUCUGUUUUAGGCCAAGUCCUUCUUACUCAAUUCAGACCUGCAUCUGUCAGCAUGUAAUUUGAAAUGAACUUGUGUAAGACAAACUCUCUGACACCUUCCUGUUGUGUUUUAUACAGUCAUCUCCUACAAGUACUGCAUGUUUUUUUUCUGUGUGCCUGCAUGAACUGGGACUGGUUAUAGGAGAAAAAGUAGAAAAAGGCAGUCCAGAGUUGUGAUUCAAAAAGCAAGCUCAAAUCUUAAUGCAGCAGCUUUUCUCCUUGUAACUUUAGCUUCUGUUUCUUUCAAAAAUACUUAGCAGGAUGCAUUGAAUAAAACAUGGUCACCCCUCUUCACUGAAGUUAAGAGAAUACAAAAUACCAGUUCUGAAAGCUCCUCUGAGGUGUCCCCUUCUGGUGGAACCCAAAGCCAAGUUAAAAUAUUCUUUGUUGAAUUUCAACGAGACAUGAGAGAUUGAUAUCCAUGAAUAAGCUGACCAGCUGCUUUGACUUGUGGAGGAGUUCUGGAGUAGUUCAGGGGUAGAAUGGGCACUUAAUUUCUUGCAUUAAAUGGUAAAAGCUCUCAGUGCUGUGGACAGCUCAAAACAGGGAAUUUGGUGGUUUUGGGGUUUGUCCCUCAUCCAGCAAUCCAAGAAGUGCAGAUUAGUGCCACAGGCUCAAAGGUUCUGGUUCUAUUGCCAACUACAGGGACUUAAGAACAUGUAUGUUAUGCUAAAAUAUACUUGCCUAGGUGUCAGUUUGAGUUCUUGUCAGCACAUGAACAUUAAAUGACAUUUAAAUUGCAAGGCCACCUGUGAACUUGAGAUAUUUCUAACAUGCAAACAUUGAAAAUUGUAGUCAUUUAUAUUUAGAUGUGGGAGUGUUUCUUUAGCAUCUUAACUACUGCUUUAAGACUUAAUUUUAGACACACCCUUUUGAAAAUGUUGGCUUUGAUUUCUCAUUGUUUCAUUUGUAAAAGGAUAUUUGUUUUAAAAGGGCUUUAAAAUCUUAGGAUCAACGUCUAUAAUUGUUAAUCAUUUAAUUAAUUAUCAUUAAUUUAAAAUGUGUUAUUUAACAGUAAGUCACCUUUCCCUGUUGUGUUGUCUAUGAGUUAAUUUACUGCCUUCAUUCAUCUUGGAAGCCAGAGAACAACCCUUGUGCCUGCACUUAAGCCUCUCUGCAAAUACAAAAUUGGGUUGGGGAUGAAGAUAGAAGAGUCAGGAUGGAAGUGCUGGGCACCACUGCCAAACUGGAGUUUUGUUUCUUCUCUAGUACAGUUUAUCUACACGCUGGUGGUACAAAUAGUAUAUUUGUGUCGCCUACUGUCUUAUACUUCUACCAGCCCUGCCCUUUUUUGGCUCACAGCCCAGCCACCAGCUACAAAGGAGCAGGAACAGCAAAAGGGCCUGAGCACACGUGAACACCUCUGUGCUGAGAGCACCUGAUGCCCUGGAGUUACAAAUUGUCCAGCAAAGAGACCUCUCCCCAUCUCACCUGGCCAGGAAGGACUGGGACAGCUGACAGCCAGCAUUCUACCAAGGUCGUGAUGCCAGAAGGAUCCCCAGAGGAGCUCCCCAGCAGCCAGGAAUGUGAGAGCCAAGGGAAGGAGCCUGCUGGGCUGCUGGGGAACAGGAGCACAAGGACAAUGGUGACAGGAGGCGGAGGCUACCUGGGAUACAAUCUGGGAUGUGCCCUGGUUAGGUCAGGAGUUGCUGUCGUUCUGUUUGAUGUACGGAAACCUAAGUGGGAGAUCCCGAACGGAGCGGAUUUUUUCGAGGGUGAUGUGAGGGAUUAUGAUGCAGUGUUCAAGGCAUGUGAAGGGGUUGACUGUGUUUUUCACGUGGCUGCAUGUGGAAUGUCAGGAUUAGAACAACUUCAAAAGAAAGAUCAGAUUGAAUCCAUAAAUGUUGGAGGCACAAAAAUAAUAAUUGAUGUCUGCAAACAAAGAAAUAUCCCCAGACUGAUCUACACCAGCACAGUGAAUGUGGUGUUUGGAGGGAAUCCUAUUGAAGAAGGAGAUGAAGAAACUGUGCCGUAUUUUCCACUGGAAAAGCAAUUUAAUCAUUAUUCUAGAACCAAGGCAAUUGCAGACCAAAUGGUUCUUGCUGCUAAUGGAACUUUACUCAAAGGAGGGGACAAGCUCCACACGUGUGUGCUUCGCCCCCCGGGCAUCUACGGACCCGAAGAGCAGCGGCACCUGCCACGAGUAGCCAUAAACAUCCAGCGGAGACUUUUUAACUUCAAGUUUGGGAAUCACGAAGUUCAGAUGAACUGGGUUCAUAUAGGAAAUCUAGUACAAGCUCACUUACUGGCUGCUGAAGCUCUCACCUCUGAGAAGGGUUAUGUAGCUAGUGGUCAGGCAUAUUACAUCCACGAUGGUGAAAAUGUGAUUUUCUCUGAGUGGAUCGUGCCCUUGUUUGAAAAAUUAGGCUACAGGAAACCCUGGAUCCAUAUUCCUGUUCUCCUGGUUCAUAUAGCAGCCACUGUGAUGGAAUAUCUGCACCUGAUACUAAAACCAGUUUUUAGCUUUACACCUUUCUUGACAAGGAAUGAGGUGUGGAACGUUACUGUAACUCACACGUUCCGAAUAGACAAGGCACGAAAUCAACUUGGUUACAAACCAAAGAAAUUCUCAUUCGCUGAUUCUGUGGAUCAUUAUCUCAAAACAAGACCUACUUGCCAAGAAGAUCACACAUAUCUUAAAAUGGUGUUUGUUUUUGGCAUUAUGUUAAGUUUGAUCAUUCUUUCUUUCUUCUAAAAUCAAGUAACUCCCCACCUGUUCCAGAAAACCUCGUUUUAUUUCUGAGUAUUGAUGAUCUGGUCACGGUACAUUCCUCAGCCACCAUGGACUUUGUUAUUGUUAUUACUAUGAUGACACCUCUCUGACCUCCUUAAGAAAGAAAAAAAACAAACAGCAAACAAAAAACAAUCACAAAAGUGAAAACAUAGGACACA
Molecule: messenger RNA, 7395 nt
Organism: Neopelma chrysocephalum (saffron-crested tyrant-manakin)
Lineage: Eukaryota; Metazoa; Chordata; Aves; Passeriformes; Pipridae
Product: putative short-chain dehydrogenase/reductase family 42E member 2
Exons: 13
Coding region: 5885-7198 (437 amino acids)
Biological process (GO): steroid biosynthetic process
Molecular function (GO): 3-beta-hydroxy-Delta5-steroid dehydrogenase (NAD+) activity
Source: RefSeq, a predicted model, not a curated record